Messenger RNA from Arctia plantaginis, 945 nucleotides. NCBI's taxonomy places the organism in Eukaryota, Metazoa, Arthropoda, Insecta, Lepidoptera, Erebidae. The record is from the annotation of a GenBank genome assembly.
AUGAUGCCCUUAGUGUUGUUUGUUUUGGGAGGUCUCCUCGCUACAACAGAAGGCUGUGGUGCUGGAAAACAAUUGCUAAGAUCUGGAGGAUUGACGGCGUUCGAAAAACAGGCGAUUGUGGACGCGCACAAUCGCUUCAGGCAAUCUGUUGCACUUGGGCAGAUCUCCAGUCAACCACCAGCAGCUAACAUGAUGGAAAUGGUAUGGGAUGACGAACUAGCCGCUGGAGCUCAGCAUUGGUCUGAUCAAUGUAUCACUGCUCAUGACCGCGCUGCACAGCGCUACGACGGUCGUUUCCCCGUGGGUCAGAAUCUCGCGGCCACCUGGACAACUCGCCCGCCAAGCGACCGAUCUGACUCUGAACCGGAUUUCAAUAAACAGAUCAACGCAUGGUUCAAUGAAGUCCACAUUUAUGGCUUCAAACCUAUCACUGGAGGACAUGGAACAGGACAUUACUCACAGUUGGUUUGGGGCGAGACAUCUCAUGUAGGCUGCGGUUUCACGUUCUACUAUGACCCCACACGAGGCUACACUAAACUGUACGUCUGCAACUAUGGUCCCGGGGGCAAUGUCAUUGGAUCCAAACCCUAUGAAAAGGGGUCCCCAUCCUGCACCAACUACGGCCUCACUGAUUCAAGAAAAUAUUCCGGCCUCUGCGCUGCUAGUUACACCUCUUCAUCAUCAUACCAGACAUCGGUUGAUAACAGCAACAGCUACAUCUCUAAUGCUAUCCCCGACAGCACCGGCGAAACCCACGGCUUUAACUAUCAAUACAGCAACCAGUUUUACAACCAGUUUAACAACCAAUACCAAUAUCAGUAUCAACAGCCUAAAACAUUCUACCAGACAGAGAAGUCCACCUUUAGGCCCAUCAUCAGUAUUUUCAAGACUGCCUCUAACCUUUUCAAGAAACCACAAGUUAGAUUCGGCACAGUAUAUGUAUAA